GCUAAUUUCUUGAAUAUGUUUGCUAUUGGAAAUCAUUUUUGCAUAGUCUUCAAAUUCCUAUUACCAAAACACAUUUACAAGUAUUUUCAGAUGUUUCCAUUCCAAAGCAAGAUGGAAAGAUUGAACUCUUUGCGAAGAAUAGCUUUUCAAGUAACUCAAAGUCUUAUUGUAUUAUCAAGUUUGAAUAUCAUUCAUGCUGACAUAAAGCCUGAAAACAUUCUCUUCACAGAUGCAAGUAGAAAAAACGUCAAAUUAAUAGACCUGGGCAAUGCAAUUUAUUGUGUUCACAAAGAGAUGUCUCUAUAUUUUGACUCGUUUGAAUUACAAACUGUCUUUUAUCGAGCCCCGGAAGUUAUGUUCGGCUUACCAUUUGUUUAUCAGAUUGACAUGUGGUCGCUGGCUUGUGUACUAGCAGAGCUUUAUCUGGGAGAACCGCUAUUUCUCGCGACUUCAAAAGAGGAAAUACUGGAGCAAAUUCAUUCACUGUUAGGACCACUACCUUUGUCUCCAUACCAGGAGGGAAAAUAUUUUACAGAUUUUAAGAAAUAUGUUUCUCGUAACUCAUUGGUACACGGUCAUUGUGAAAAAGUUGUUAACGUUAUGAAAAAAUUGAAAUCGACUGACUUCAUUUUCGCUGACUUUGUGACGAAACUUUUGGCAUUCGACCCUUGUUUGCGUCUUACACCAAUGGACGCACUUCGUCAUCCGUUCUUGGCUCCGGAAUGUGCGAGUGGUUUCAUUUCAUCUCAUGGGAAUUUUUCACAAGCAGAAUCUGGUUAUCCAUCAGUACUCCUUACUUCAGAAACUUAUCCUUAUCAUCCGUUUAUUGACGAGAAGAUAAAGAAACUCCAUUUCUCGGAUUUGGAAUUGCUACGUGUCGGGACGUGCAGAAAACCUGCUUCCCACAACGUUCUCAAAGUUCUACCCGUAAAUUAUCAGGCCGAUCAUUCUGAAGAUGUCGAUGAAUCUUCGCUUAACACUGAUGAUCAAAGUGAAGGUCCUUUUAACGAAUCCUGUUACGCGUUGAACACGCGAGUUUCUCGAAGUGAUCAUUGCCGACGAGAUCCGUCACGUAAACGACAACGUAGAUUUUUCAUACGUGGACAAUCCAAAGCACCUCGGACAAGUCAAGAAGAAUUAUCAUGUUCAUUGGCUUCUACUGAGAAAUAUGUUGAUAAUAACGCUGUUUUUGACGACGGUAGAACGGGUUACAGUUGUGAAAAAUCAAACAAGAUUAUAGCAAAAAGAGGACGUAAACGAAGUGCACUAUAUUGUCGUCCAUCCUGGCUGAAAGCAACCAAAAAAAUACUUCCAAUAAUCAAUACAAAAACUAAAUCAAAAUGUACUGGAGCAAAAAUCACGUCCCGUGUCUGUAGUGGUUCUGUAGACAAAGAGUAUGCGGCAUCUUUUUCUCAAUUAGAAAAAGGAUCUAACGGAGAAAGUGGUGAUAAUCAUGAUGGUAUUGCACUUUGA
Messenger RNA from Xenia sp. Carnegie-2017, 1473 nucleotides. RefSeq lists its product as uncharacterized. NCBI's taxonomy places the organism in Eukaryota, Metazoa, Cnidaria, Anthozoa, Malacalcyonacea, Xeniidae. Gene Ontology annotation, molecular function: ATP binding; protein serine/threonine kinase activity. The transcript has 15 exons. The record is from RefSeq and is a predicted model, not a curated record. The coding region runs from base 16 to 1473 and encodes 485 amino acids. Gene Ontology annotation, biological process: peptidyl-serine phosphorylation; peptidyl-threonine phosphorylation.